This is a messenger RNA of Lobosporangium transversale, 465 nucleotides long. RefSeq lists its product as hypothetical. The coding region runs from base 1 to 465 and encodes 154 amino acids. The record is from RefSeq and is a predicted model, not a curated record. Lineage: Eukaryota; Fungi; Mortierellomycota; Mortierellomycetes; Mortierellales; Mortierellaceae. The transcript has a single exon.
AUGGCCCCCAUACGUGUACAUGGUUUGUUUUGGUUUGAGUGCAAUACACUUUCAGUAGCAGAGUGUUUAUUCUCCAAUUCCUCAAUAAGCUGUAGUCGCUUUACGCUCGUAUUAGUUGCAAAGCGGCCCAAUCCUCCAUGUAUCCAUCAAUCCGUUAUUAUUCUGUCUAGACAAUCCGACAGUUGUUUCUCUCGUUUCCUUCUUUUUUCUUUCCUUCAGCCCUCUCUGCCUGUAACUGCCAUGGCAGAGAUGGUGGGAGGAAACCUUCGAGAUGCUGUUCAAGAUGAUCAUGUUUUGGGCUUGUUCAGGCUGAGUGCGUGUAGGACCAUUGCAUUUCGAUUCGUCGUGGAUCCUCAGCCAGAAGCAAGGCUUCCUAUGCCUGUCAUAGUUAGUAUGCUGCUAAUAACGACUUCUCUACUUUCAGCUGACAGGGAAGAACGGGGAGCACUCUUAGAUGAAAGAUAG